CUAUAUUUUUAAAGAUAAGCUUAUUUGUGAGUAUACUAUAAGUUCUUGUUCUACAAGGGUAGGCAAUUUCGUCAUUAAUUCAAACUUUUGUUUUAUUGGAUUCUUUACAAAAACCCAAUUACGGAAGGCUAAAAUGAUUUUCCGGCAAAGGUGAUUGGCUGAUGCUGUGAAGGGAGGCCGAAGCCCCAUUUGGGAUCCAUGUCCCCGGAAAUCCUGGGAGCGACCAUGCACAUUUCCUCCGCGGGCAGGUUCGUCCUCCAUCGGCCGCUACAGUCAUGCAUCAUUUACCAUAGCCUCCUCUUAUCUCCAAUAUCGUGCACCAAUAGAUCCAGUCUGAGUGACGGGAUCGAAGCCUCGUACAGAGCAACUAUUUACCAUUGGCCCUCUAACUAUGGAAUCAGACACGGCUUUGUAGAUACGGACCUUCACUUUCCUCUUGUGCCAUUAGAAGUUUUGGUGGCGCCACGGGAUGUCUGGGAAUGCACAGUUAACUUCGUGGGAUUGUUUGAUAUGAUCGUUCCGACCGUAUCGCUCAUUCCCAUGAAGGAAGGGAAUGCCCCUUGCAUGUUGAAGGAUAUCGGCUGGAGGGAACUAGCAGUCGUUGAACAGGUAGGCUCGCACCUGGCACGCCGGAUGGCCAGCCAACUGUUGCCAAUGAUUAGAAGACCGUAG
This is a messenger RNA of Nezara viridula (southern green stink bug), 672 nucleotides long. The record is from the annotation of a GenBank genome assembly. Lineage: Eukaryota; Metazoa; Arthropoda; Insecta; Hemiptera; Pentatomidae.